AGACGGAUACUGGUCAGACUGGUUUCAACAGCUUUGACGGGUUUCUUCUACACCACUUCUAGACCUAGAAUAGGGGAGAAAUUGUCUAUGAUGAAGUACGAUCCGAAAGUCAAACGUCAUGUUCUGUUCGUAGAGCAUAAGAUCAAGUAG
Molecule: messenger RNA, 150 nt
Organism: Tremella mesenterica DSM 1558
Lineage: Eukaryota; Fungi; Basidiomycota; Tremellomycetes; Tremellales; Tremellaceae
Exons: 2
Biological process (GO): translation
Cellular component (GO): mitochondrion; ribosome
Molecular function (GO): structural constituent of ribosome
Source: RefSeq, a predicted model, not a curated record